Centropristis striata (black sea bass) is the source of this 6988-nucleotide messenger RNA. RefSeq names its product aldehyde dehydrogenase 1 family, member L2 (gene aldh1l2). The record is from RefSeq and is a predicted model, not a curated record. The coding region runs from base 273 to 3044 and encodes 923 amino acids. NCBI's taxonomy places the organism in Eukaryota, Metazoa, Chordata, Actinopteri, Perciformes, Serranidae. The transcript is spliced from 23 exons. Gene Ontology annotation, biological process: biosynthetic process; 10-formyltetrahydrofolate catabolic process; one-carbon metabolic process. Gene Ontology annotation, cellular component: cytoplasm. Gene Ontology annotation, molecular function: formyltetrahydrofolate dehydrogenase activity; aldehyde dehydrogenase (NAD+) activity.
CGGUCGCUGUGGUCUCUGGUAGUAAGCAGCGCGUGGCCGCGCACGUACGCUGCUAGGCAGCACGUCGUCUGUGUCUGCUGCUGUCGAGUAUAAGCUGGCUGUGACGAGCCCAAACCACGGCCACUCCUCUGACUCACACACUGACACUUGCACACACAGAGACAGGUGUGUGUGUGGCUAGCAGAGCAGAUACCUCAGCAGCAGGUCGGACACAUUGUGCAGAAUUUGGAUUCUAUUUUUAUUACAGUUUUUAUACAUAAAACACCGCCAUUAUGUUGUGGACGGCGAGUCAAGUCUUAAGGAAAUUCUCCACAUCGUCCUAUUAUUACCAGAAUAAGCUCAAAGUAGCUAUAAUUGGCCAGAGCCUGUUCGGCCAGGAGGUGUACAGCAACCUGAGGAAGCAGGGUCACAAGGUGGUGGGUGUGUUCACAGUCCCCGACAAGGAUGGCAAGGCCGACCCCCUGGCAACGGCAGCGCAGAAGGACGGGACGCCGGUGUUCAAGUUCCCAAGAUGGCGGGUCAAGGGGAAGCCCAUCCCUGAGGUGGUGGAAGCCUACAAGGCGGUUGGCGCCGAGCUCAACGUCAUGCCCUUCUGCUCCCAGUUCAUCCCCAUGAACAUCAUCGAUAACCCCAAGCAUGGCUCCAUCAUCUAUCACCCCUCCAUCCUGCCUCUGCACAGAGGAGCGUCAGCCAUCAACUGGACCCUGAUCCACGGUGAUAAGAAAGCUGGAUUUACAGUGUUCUGGGCUGAUGAUGGGCUGGACACCGGACCAAUCUUGCUGCAGAGGGAGUGUGCUGUUGAGCCUAACGACACCGUGGACACACUCUACAACCGCUUCCUCUUCCCAGAGGGCAUCAAGGCUAUGGUGGAGUCGGUACAACUCAUUGCUGAUGGAAAGGCCCCUCGAAUUCCCCAGUCAAAGGAAGGAGCAACCUAUGAAGGCAUUCAGAAGAAAUCCAACGCCAAGGUCAACCUAGCCCAACCAGCUGAGGCAAUCCACAACUGGAUCCGCGGUCAUGAUAAAGUCCCUGGGGCCAACACCAUCAUUGAUGGUCAGACUGUGACCCUGUAUGGCUCAUCCAUGUUGGGGGGGUCGGUACCAGACGGUCAGCCCCUGGAGAUAGAGGGUGCGUCCAAGCCCGGCCUGAUCACCAAGAACGGACUUGUGUUGCAUGGAACAGAUGGGAAAGCUCUCCUGGUGAAGAACCUGCAGUUUGAAGAUGGAAAGAUGAUCCCUGCUUCUAAAUACUUCUCCUCUGGGGAAAGCUCCAGUGUGGAGCUGACUGAUGAUGAAAAGAAGAAGGCAGAGGAGAUCAGGAACAUCUGGAAGGGCAUCCUCAGCAACGUUCCCGCCGUUGAGGACACCACAGACUUCUUCAAGUCCGGAGCCGCCUCCAUGGAUGUUGUCAGGCUGGUGGAGGAGGUGAAGCAGAAGUGUGCCGGCGUCCAACUGCAGAGCGAGGAUGUGUACAUGGCUACCACCUUCCAGGACUUCAUCCAGAUGUUCGUCCGCAAGCUGAGAGGAGAGGACCAGGAGGAGGAGCUGGUCAUCGACUAUGCAACCAAAGAUGUGAACAACAUGACAGUGAAAAUGCCAUACCAGUGUUUCAUCAACGGCAAGUUUGAGGAUGCAGAAAAUGGCAAGGACUACAACACCAUCAACCCUACGGACGGAUCAGUGAUCUGUAAAGUUUCCUUCGCCUCAGUGGGGGAUGUGGACCGUGCGGUGGCAGCUGCAAAAGAAGCGUAUGAUAAUGGACCCUGGGGCAGAAUGAACCCUAGAGACAGAGGAAGUCUGCUUUACAAGCUUGCAGACCUGAUGGAGGAGCACCAGGAGGAGCUGGCCACCAUUGAGACCAUCGACUCAGGAGCAGUGUACACUCUGGCCCUCAAGACACACGUAGGCAUGUCCAUCCAGACCUUCCGAUACUUCGCCGGAUGGUGCGACAAGAUCCAGGGCAAGACGAUCCCCAUCAACCAAGCCAGACCCAAUCGCAAUCUGACCUUCACUAAGAGAGAACCUCUGGGUGUGUGUGCCAUCGUCAUUCCAUGGAACUAUCCUCUCAUGAUGCUGGCGUGGAAGAGCGCUGCCUGCCUCGCAGCUGGGAACACACUCGUUCUUAAACCUGCACAGGUCACUCCGUUGACGGCAUUGAAGUUUGCUGAGCUGUCUGUGAAAGCUGGCAUUCCUAAAGGAGUCAUAAAUAUUUUGCCAGGCUCAGGUGGUAUGGUGGGACAGCGUUUGUCCGACCACCCAGACAUCCGCAAGCUGGGCUUCACUGGCUCCACACCUAUCGGCAAACAGAUCAUGAAGAGCUGUGCACUCAGUAACCUGAAGAAGGUUUCUCUGGAGCUGGGAGGGAAGUCUCCUCUCAUCAUCUUCAGUGACUGUGACAUGGACAAGGCUGUUCGCAUGGGCAUGAGCUCUGUGUAUUUCAACAAGGGUGAGAACUGCAUCGCUGCUGGACGUCUGUUUGUGGAGGAGUCCAUUCAUGAUGAGUUCAUCAGCCGAGUGGUGGAAGAGCUGAAGAAGAUGAAGAUUGGAGACCCACUGGAUCGCUCCACAGACCAUGGCCCACAGAACCACAAGGCCCACCUGGACAAGCUGCUGGAGUACUGUGAGGUCGGCUUGAAGGAGGGAGCUACGCUAGUGUAUGGAGGGAAACAGGUGGACAGGCCAGGUUUCUUCAUGGAGCCCACUGUGUUCACUGAUGUGGAGGACCACAUGUUCAUCGCCAAAGAGGAGUCAUUCGGCCCCGUCAUGGUGGUGUCUAAAUUUAAAAAUGGUGAUGUAGACGGCGUGCUGGAUAGAGCCAACGACACAGAGUAUGGCCUGGCUUCAGGCGUGUUCACCCGCGACAUCAACAAGGCCAUGUACGUGAGCGAGCGGCUGGAGGCUGGGACUGUAUUUGUCAACACCUACAACAAGACGGACGUGGCUUCACCUUUCGGAGGCUUCAAACAGUCCGGCUUUGGCAAAGACCUUGGAGAAGAUGCUCUCAUGGAAUACCUCAAGACCAAAGCAGUGACUGUGGAGUACUGAGGCACAGACUCUUCUGAUGAACUCUGACUUACAUCUGAAUAGGAAGGGACUCGUCUGCUGCUUCAGCCAGACAUCCAGCUUCAUUGAGCAUUGCUUCUGGACAGUGUGUGUGGCUGUGUGUGAGUGUAUGGACUGUAUGAGUCUGAGGGGAGCUUGGAACGCUUUUAAAAAAAAUAAAUCCACACCAUGAACAAGGGAAAAAAACAAAACAGAGCUGGAUGCCUGGGAGCUGAGCUGGUUCUGACUAUUUUCAAGGGUUCUUUAAAGUGUGUUUUACGUUAAAACACCAUUUUCAAUCUGAAACCUGUUUUCCCAUCAUUGUCAAUCAUGCGAACAUUUGAAAAUCAUCUGAAAUCAUGCCUUUCUCAUUCACUUGUAACGCUGCCUUCAUCAUUCCUUUAAUAUCUCUUUUUGUUUUUCCUUUUACAGCUUCUGGGCUGUUUUGCGCUAUAUCAGAAAUCAGACAAGUGUAUGGAUUACUCAUCUAUACAUGAAUGUGAAUGUUGAAGCUUGUGUUCAGAUGCCUUUCACUUAAUUUUUGGAGUUGCCAGUACCCUUGAGAACUUCAUCAGGUCAGCAAACAAAAUUUAAGUAAGUUGAAAAUAGAAAACAGGAUUCAGGUCAAAAAGCCAGAGUUACAUUUAAAUCCUUAAUCCACAUAAAACCAUUGAGAAAAUAAUAUAAAUUCAAGGUCUACAUAUGAGAUUUUUUACAAAGCUUUCUCCCCCAUUUCAUAGUUUUCAUCAUUCGAUGAGCUCAGGAAAAAAGCCAGUAAAUCGACCUUGAGUUCAAGACUGAAAAUAAGUCUUUAACUGCCCAAUCACAUACUGGGUGUAGUUAGAAAUGUGAACUUGUAACUCACCGAUACCCCUUUUCUCCCAACAUGAACACAGUUCUUUUGCUGGGCUGGUGCUGGUACUGGUUCGCAGUAGGUUCAACUUGCAAACCGUUUCAGAACCUAUUUGCCCUUCCACAGGCUCGAGAGCCACGUCAUUACGUCACUACAUCUGUGUUAGGGCUGGGCGAUAUGGACCAAAAGUCAUAUCCCCAUAUAUUUAGGCUUAAUAUCAAUAUACGAUAUAUAUCCUGAUAUUUUUUUAUUGCAAAGUGAGAGCAAAUGUUCAGUCAAAGUCAGAUAUACUAUGUCACAAGUAAUUUUAUUGAAACCGUUUAAGUGAACAUAAAUACUGUAUAACAACAGGAGUACAUUUUUUUAAAGAUCAAAGCUCCAUAAAGUGCUUUUUUUUUUUUUUUUAAAGAUGAUUUUUUGGGCAUUUUUAUGCUUCUAUUGAAAGUGAUAGAGGGUGAUAGAGGGGAAGACAUGCGGCAAAGUGAGCUCAGGCCGGAUUCGAACCCGGCUCCGCCGCAGCAAGGACUCAGCCUUAGUGGUAAGCGCUCUACCAGUGUGAGCCACCGGGAAGCCCCAAAAAGUGCAUAUUUAAAAAUAUAUAUAUAUCUUGAAUAUAAACCUAUAAAAUAAAAUAGGCCAAUCUUUUUCUGAAAUAAAUAUAUUUAUAUGAGAAAAGAAUAACAAAUAUUACAAAAGAACUAAAUAUGACAAACCCUAGUAAGGGCAGCAUUUAUAUAGAAAGAAAGAAAGAACUAAAAUAACGAUAUUUGUGAUAUAGUCUAAUUCCAUAUCACAUUUAAAAAUAUAUCGAUAUAUUUUUUAUAUCAGUAUAUCACCCAGCCCUAAUCUGUGUACAUCUCUGCUCUCUCAGAAAGUAUAAUAACAACAAUGGCAGACUACAUCAUCUCUCUACAAAUGUUGCUCCUGGCUUUGUGAACCUCCAUUAGCAUCCAAACACGACACGUACAACACAUACAUGUACGGCUCGUCCUUAAUGCUAUGGACGCGAUUAUGUUCUUAACACUGAACGUAAGAUUUAACAUCAAAUUGGACUUUAUUUUAAGCUAAUGCUAGCAUGCUAACGCUAGCCCAAGAGUUGGCAACCUUUAUGGGCAAAAGAGCCACUGUUGGCCGAAAAAAAAGGGAAAAACUGUCGGAUUGGAGCCGAAAACCUUAUUCCGAGCCUUACAAUGACAAAAAAACAGCCGACUAAGUCUAAACUAACCUACCAGCUUUACUAAUAGGUCAUAAUAAGCAUUUAUCAAUAUGAUUUUGUCAGAAAGCAGUGAGAACCAAAGUGCAAAUGAGGAACUGACACAAAUCUCAGGAAAUUUGGAAUCAAAAGGGAAACUAGGGACACUUAAAACUAGACUUGAAGUUGGCAAAAUUUAGAGGUUAUGGUGUUGACGUAAACAAAUAACUGUUUCGUUUUGUAUAUAUGUUUUGGUCACAGCCACAGGGAGCCACUGCAGAUGGCCAGAAGACCCACAUGUGGCUCUGGAGCCACAGGUUGCCUACCCCUGCGCUAGCCCGCUAACACUAGCCCAUAUCAAUCACACUGCAGAUAAACAAAUAAAGUAAACUGAAUGUUACACGUUUUAGUUGAUCUUGUUGGUCACGAUAAAAUCCGCCCCCAGCCCCUGGCGUAAUCCUGGCUGAGGGCCUGCAGUAUAAAAGCGAGGAACUGGUUCAAGAUUCGGCACCGGCUCCGAACUGGCCCUGGAACUGCCUUGGUCAGAAAUGGAUAUGAGGCAACAGGAGAACUUAAACCAGUAUAAAUCCACAACAACAAGAUAUUUUAGGGGGUGUUACAGUCUAAUAUUGUAUUUUUAGACUACUAUUCCCAAGGUAAAGAAUAAACUUUCACACUCACAUAAAAACAAACUGGUAGCAGUGACAGGAGGAAUUAUUGAUACUCUUUAUUUCUUGUCAAUCGAUUAAAGUCUUAAUCAGGACUGGCUUCACGACGGCCAAAUGCAAGUUGGUUAUGAACCAUAAUUUUAGAUUUCCUACUUGUGAGGGAGAUUUUAUAUUUCUUUUAGUACAUUAUGCAUAUUGUCCUUAAGAGACUUGAAACAAGUUUACGACAGGUAAUCCAUUAUAGUUAACAUUACGACACUAUUAUAUUUUAUAUUUAGAAUUCUGAUUUAUUAUUUUUGAUUAUUUGAUUAGCUGUCUUUAAAAUGGUUAAAAAUGUCAGUCAGUGUUUCCCAAAGCCCAAGAUGACAUCUGCAAAUGUCUUGUUUUGUACACUCAAAGGUUAUUGGUGUACUGUCAUAAAGAAACCAGAACAUUUUUACAUUACAAAGUUUUAAUCAGAGAAUGUUGCCUUUUUUGUCAUAAACAAUGACUCAAACUGAUUGAUUUAUCAUCAAAAUAGUUGGUGGUUAAUCUUUGCAGCUCUAGUGACAUCCAAUAUUUGAGAUUUAGUUGCUAAAAAGCAUCACAUUCACAAGCCAUGUCAUGAGGAAAUCAUUUUCAAAAGACAUUAAGCAAUGAUGUUUGCUGUGUUAGCCUUACCAUAUGGUGACAAUGUAAGUUUAACAAAAUAUAGCUAAAAAACAUAUUCAACUGUAAUGGAUGGAACUGUCUCAAGCAUUUUUCAAGUUCUGUUGUAAAUGGUUCACCCUUUUCCUGUCUUAACUUUUGGUCAGAAGUUAAGAUUUUUGAUCAGUAUUUAUUGUCACUUCAUUAAGGUAUCAUUAGCCAUUUUUUUCUCUCUCAUCACACUGGCUGUUUCAUGUCCUUGCAGCUGUCUGUUCCCACGGCUUUAGACAUUCACUCUCUUCCCUUUGUUAAAUUUAACGUCUUUGUAAAUAUAUUUUUAACAAUAUAGGGAUAAGGACUAUUUGAUAUAUUUUUGUCAAACAGAAGAAGACUAUGUUAUAACACUAUAUUUUAUUUGUUAAAGAUACACCAGCUUGAUGUUUGUGCGCAUCAGUAAUUUGAAGUUGUGAGUCAAGGCAGCAAGGGCUAAGAAGCGUUUUUUUUCUCAACCUUUUCUGAAAAAGGUGAGAUUGGUCCCCUUCAAUAAACACUACGUCUUCAGCCAGUUAUGUGAUACGACGGUAAAUAAACUUUGGUUUGAAUUUUA